CCAUUUUCUCUCAGGGUUCUGUUUGCCCCUGUCCGCAUGAUCAUGCUGCCGCCCAGGCACUAUUGUGUUGUGCUCAACCCCACUGCCCGUAAUGAUGAAGGUCAGGUUCAGUUUGAUGCAUCAGGUCAAGCUAAGCUCAGACAUGCUGACCUGGAGAUCCGCCUGACCCAGGACCCAUUCCCACUCUACCCUGGUGAAGAGAUUCAAAAGGAUGUGACGCCACUGCAGAUUGUGUACCCGGACACAGCCCUGCGUCUGCAGGCCCUGCUGGACUUUGAAGAGGAGGGAGGAGAGAAGAGGGUAGCAGGAGACGAGUGGCUGUUUGAGGGACCAGGGACGUACAUUCCCAGGAAGGAGGUGGCGGUACUUGAAGUCAUAAAGGCCACGGUGAUCAGAGAGAAUCAGGCCAUUCGCCUCCGAGCACGCAAAGAGGGCCUGGACCGCAGUGGAGUCCAAAGAGUUACUGGUGAGGAAUGGCAGGUCAGUAAGGUGGGAGCUUAUCUGCCUGGAGCUCACGAAGAGGUUGUGGAUAUUGUCAAUGCUUUCAUCCUCACGGACAAGAAAGCUUUGCAUGUGCGAGCUCUCCGGCCGUUCCGUGACACCGGGGGCCAAGAGCGGCGCACCGGAGAAGAGUGGCUGGUGACCGUGGCAGACAGAGAAGCUCACAUACCCUCUGUGGCCGAGGUGGUUGUCGGGGUGGUUGACGUAACGACUCUGAACAGCAGGCAGUACUGCGUGGUUUUGGACCCCGUGGGGGCUGAUGGAAAACUUCAGCUCGGACAGAAGAGAGUGGUGAAGGGUGAGCGUUCGUUCUUCCUCAGGCCAGGAGAGCAUUUGGAGAACGGCAUUCAGGAUGUGUACGUGCUGUCAGAGGAGGAGGGGCUCGUGCUGCGUGCUGUCGAGGCCUUCAUUGACACUGAGGUGGUA
Molecule: messenger RNA, 927 nt
Organism: Sinocyclocheilus grahami
Lineage: Eukaryota; Metazoa; Chordata; Actinopteri; Cypriniformes; Cyprinidae
Product: major vault protein
Exons: 6
Cellular component (GO): cytoplasm; nucleus
Source: RefSeq, a predicted model, not a curated record